AUGGCGAGCACGGCAUACGAUCCAGAAGCAUACCGCUCGCUCCCAAGUUUGCACCGGGCAAACCAGUUACUCCAAGAAAAUGGUGGCGAAAGUAUCAUCACCGGCCCCAUUCGGGAGCUCUUUCUUCGCCAUAAAGUUCAAAAGCAUCUUGGACUGGCCUUGCUACACAAGCAUUUUGACAUCCAGCCACAGGAGCGCCUCGUGGAUCUUCGCAGCGUGUCCACGCCUUGGCAAACCGGGAACGACACGGAUGCUGUCAUUUCAAAGUAUAACGGCCACGUCGUCCCACGGGCAACGAGAUCCUGGAAGGGGGGCUGGGGUCCCUACGAGUUUGAGUUUACGGAGAGUGGAUCAUCUGACGUCGCGGAAGGCAGUGCGCUUUUCCUACAGGAGCUGUCCACAUUCCUGCACCAGUCCAAUCUAGAUCAAAUCCUGGGAGUCAGGAUGCUGGAUUCGCGAGAUACUAACGCGUCGGUUGAGGUUACCGAGGGUCGCUCAAACAUCAUGCUCGCCAAGGGGUCUGUUGACGAAGAGAGUCUCAUCUCUGCAAUGUGGGUCUUUGGCAUGGAUGAGGAUGACCGAUGCAAUUGUAGGGAAUACUGUUAUAAAGACCGGGGAGGAGCACAUACUGGGAGCAACCAUGGGUGUGGCUGA
Molecule: messenger RNA, 654 nt
Organism: Hirsutella rhossiliensis
Lineage: Eukaryota; Fungi; Ascomycota; Sordariomycetes; Hypocreales; Ophiocordycipitaceae
Exons: 2
Coding region: 1-654 (217 amino acids)
Source: RefSeq, a predicted model, not a curated record